Molecule: messenger RNA, 1678 nt
Organism: Cinclus cinclus
Lineage: Eukaryota; Metazoa; Chordata; Aves; Passeriformes; Cinclidae
Exons: 12
Biological process (GO): neurotransmitter secretion
Cellular component (GO): synaptic vesicle membrane
Source: RefSeq, a predicted model, not a curated record
GAGGGUGCGCCCCGAUUUCGUUCUGGUGCGGGAGGAGCCCGAGGGGGGGGCGGGGGGCGCCCCCCGCAGGUUCCUGGCGGGAUUGCACCUGGGGGGGGUCCCCAGCAGCGACCCCCUGCCCGCCCUGUACGGCUUCGCUCACCCCCCCUGCCUGUUUGCCCAGUUGGCUCGGCUGCAGCGGGAACUGGGCCAUGAGGCUUUUCCACUGGUGCCACAACACUUCUGCAACCGGCCCCGGGGACUGCUGACCACGCCCACCUUCCCCAUGACGGUGAUGCUCAGCCCCGCCCCUGCCGGGGUGGGACAGGUGAGGCCCCGCCCCUUUCCCACCCCGCCCACCGGAAGUGAAGGAGCUCGGGUGGGCGUGGCCAAAGGGUCUGGCUACUUGUGGGUGUGGUUCAAUGGGCGUGGCCAACGUGGACAAGACUCUAUGUGGGUGCGCGUGGGGUCCCCUCAGGUGCUGGGCGCGGUCGCUGCCGCCAUGGGCGGGGCCCGGGCGGGGGCGCUGGUGCAGGAGGGACCCGCGGGGACCCAAAGGCUGCGGGUGCAGAGGAUCGGGGAGGAGUACCGGGCACUGCGGUGGUCCGUGGGGGACGGGGACAGCGUGGGGGAGGGGCUGCAGGUGGAGCCAGUCGCCCUCAGCCCCAGGGGGCGCGGCCACGACGAGGGCGUGGCCACAAAGAGGGAGGUGGUCGCAGUGGUGGGCGUGGUCACAGUGAGGGGAGCACAUCGUGCAGGUCCUGGGCUCGUGGUUGCCUCUGCUGGGCCCAGGUGCGGCCGAGGAUCAGGCCCAGAUCGUGGAGCUGGUGCUGGAGAGGAUGAGGGAGGAGCUGCCCCGCCCACGCAGCCCCUCCCCCGCUCGGCCACGCCCACAGGUGUCGGCGACGUCGGGGUCACCCCGGGCGGGGACCCCCCCCCAGCAGAGACCCCAACCCCAGGGUGCGCCGCCUCCGGCUGGCCCCGCCCAACCCCGCCCCGCACCUCAGGGGCAGCCACGCCCACAAAUGGGUGGAGCUUCGCCACGCCCAGCCCACCCCGGCCCCACCCCACCACGUGGUCCGUCCCAGCCACGCCCACUCGCGACUCAACCCCGCCCCCAAAGCCCGGUGGCCACACCCCAGCCCCGCCCAACCUCCCCGCAGCCACGCCCACAAACCCCACCCAGCUCGCCUCAGCCGCACCCACAAGCCACGCCCACCCCGCAGCCACGCCCACCGCUGGUUUCCUCUGCAUCGCAGCCGCGCCCACCCAGCCCGCAGCCACGCCCACAAAUGUCUCCAACAUCCCAGCCCCGCCCUCAAGCCCCGCCCGCUUCUCAGCCACACCCACCUGGCCCGGUGACGUCACCGCAGCCCCGCCCUCAAGCCCCGCCCGCUUCUCAGCCACGCCCGCCUGGUUCCGUGACGUCACCACAGCCACGCCCUCAAGCUCCGCCCACUUCUCAGCCACGCCCACCAGCCCCGCCCAUCAGGUCCGGCCACGUCACCUCAGCCCCGCCCACAAGCCCCUCCCACCUCCCCCCAACCCCGCCUCCAGCGCUCCCCCUCCGUCCCCCAGCCCCGCCCCCAAGCCCCGCCCACCACCCGCCAGCCCCGCCCACAACCCUGGCCCCGAGCAGGGACCCCCCGAGAGCCUUCGGGCGCUGCGGCAGAGCUUCGCCAGCCUCUUCAGCGACUGA